Messenger RNA from Oryza brachyantha (malo sina), 2820 nucleotides. Its product is annotated as NADP-specific glutamate dehydrogenase. The coding region runs from base 376 to 2364 and encodes 662 amino acids. Gene Ontology annotation, molecular function: L-glutamate dehydrogenase (NADP+) activity. The transcript is spliced from 14 exons. The record is from RefSeq and is a predicted model, not a curated record. Gene Ontology annotation, cellular component: cytosol. NCBI's taxonomy places the organism in Eukaryota, Viridiplantae, Streptophyta, Magnoliopsida, Poales, Poaceae.
CCUUGUCGGAAGCGCACUACCCUCUCCGCGACACAAGCUCCGGCCGUCGCGGCAGUUUCCCCUCGCCCUCUCCGGCCGCCGUCACCGCCGCCGCGGCAGCCCCCCUCUCUCUCCGUUCGCCCCGCGGCUAGAUCGAAGCCUCGCUCGAUCGGAAGAUCCCCAGGGUAGUCGGCGGAGGCGUGCCGCCGGCUGUGCGGUGGGGUUGCCGGUGCCGGAUUCGAUUCCCCUAACCCUAGCGCGGGAAUCCCCCUACCUGGUUGCGCCUACCGGAGCGGGACUCGCACCGCCACGGGCUGCUACGAGCGGGGAAAUCGAGCCUCCGCUCCAGGCGCGGCCCUUCAUGGCGCGGCGGCGCUCCCGCUGGUGAGCUCGGCCAUGGACGAGCUCAACCUGUUGCGGCAGGCGCAGCGGCAGCACCAGCACCACCUGGUGGUGCGCGGCCUCGGCGAGGAGAUCGACCUCGAGAUCGGGCCGGGCGACGACCCCUCCUUCUCCAGUGCGGCCCUCGUCGGCGUCACCUCCGCCCACGACCCCGCGGACGACCACAAGACCCUCCUCAUCCCUUGCUCGCAGCCGCAGCCGACGCCGCCGCAGGUGGAGGAGCACGAGGGGUUGCUGCGGCUGCCGGGGCACACGAAGAAGAAGAAGAAGGUGGUGAAGAAAUGGCGGGAGGAAUGGGCAGACACCUACAAGUGGGCGUACGUUGCUGUGCACGAUAACACCAGCAGGAUCUUCUGCACUGUGUGCAAGGAGUAUGGCCGGAAGCACCGGCGGAAUCCCUACGGAAAUGAGGGGAGCAGGAACAUGCAGAUGAGCGCGCUGGAGGAGCACAACAAUAGCUUACUGCAUAAGGAGGCGCUAAGGCUGCAGACAGCGUCCAAAGAGAAUGCACAGCCCCUUGAGAUCGAGAGGCCAGUCUAUGUCAAAGCUUUGUCAAAAACGGCAGCCUCUAUACUUGAAUCUGUGCUAAAGAGGGACCCUCAUGAAGCUGAGUUUAUACAGUCUAUCCAAGCGGUGGUUCAUUCCUUGGAACCAGUUCUGGUGAAGAACUCACAACAUGUCCAAAUUUUGGAGCGUUUAUUGGAACCAGAGAAAUGUUUUAUCUUCAGAGUGCCAUGGGUUGAUGACAGAGGUGAAGCACAUGUAAAUCGAGGCUUUCGUGUGCAGUUCAGUCAAGCAUUAGGUCCGUGCAGAGGUGGUCUUCGUUUCCACCCUACCAUGACUUUGAGCGUGGCAAAAUUUCUAGCUUUUGAGCAGACCCUAAAAAAUGCUCUGUCACAAUACAAACUUGGAGGUGCUGCUGGAGGGAGCGAUUUUGAUCCCAAGGGCAAAAGUGAAAAUGAGAUUAUGCGUUUUUGUCAAAGUUUCAUGAAUGAGCUGUAUAGAUAUUUGGGGCCUGAUCAGGAUUUUCCUGCUGAAGAUGUUGGUGUGGGUCCAAGAGAAAUGGGCUAUCUUUUUGGGCAGUAUAGACGCCUUUCUGGUCAUUUUCAGGGAAAUUUUACAGGGCCUAAAAUCUUCUGGUCUGGUUCUAGUUUCCGAACAGAAGCUACUGGAUACGGACUGGUGUUCUUCGCACGUGUGGUGCUUGCUGAUAUGAACAAGGAACUCAAAGGAUUAAGAUGUGUUAUAAGUGGUUCUGGAAAGAUAGCGAUGCAUGUGUUGGAAAAGCUUCUGUCAUGUGAAGCUAUUCCUGUUACAGUUUCAGAUUCGAAGGGCUAUCUGUUGGACACGGAAGGGUUUGAUUACAUGAAAUACUCAGUUAUAAGGACCAUCAAGGCUCAACAAAGGAGCCUCAAGGAGUACUUGAAAUCAUAUCCAAAUGCCAAGUAUAUAGAUGAUGCAAAGCCAUGGAGUGAGAAGUGUGAUGUUGCGUUCCCUUGUGCAUCACAAAAUGAGAUUGACCAGGCAGAGGCUCUUGCAAUAAUAAACACUGGUUGUCGUGUUCUUAUAGAAUGUUCAAAUAUGCCUUGUACUGCUCAAGCAGUUGAUAUCCUACGAACAGCAAAAGUAGUUGUUGCUCCAGCUAAGGCGACUGCUGCUGGUGGGGUAGCAGUUGGAGAACUUGAACUGAAUCCUGAGUUCAGUUUGAUGCAGUGGUCAGUGGAAGAUUUUGAGAACAAAAUACAGGAUGCAGUGAAACAAACAUAUGAUAGAUCGAUCAAAGCUGCUCAAGAUUAUGGAAUCAUGAAAGAGAACCAAGAGUUAGUUUUCUUGUGCUUUGAGGAUUUCUUCCUUUUCUUCUGCCUGGUUUCAACUCCAGAAGCUGAUCUCUCUCUCUCUCUCUCCAGGUCGUUGGUGCAUGGUGCAAACAUAUGUGCGUUUCUUAAUAUUGCACAAGCCAUGACUGAUCAAGGAUGUGUCUAAUUAGGCUGCUCAAUUAGCAGAAAUGGCAAUUGUUGCAGGCUUGCAGGCACAUCGCACAGUUAAAUGGUGGUUGCGUCUACCAUUUCAUGGGGUAACAUAGGUUUUUGUUUAUACUUACCCUAGAACUUUCCUCUGGUAGGAAGCAAGGCUUCCAAGAGCUUGGGCCCGUCGUAGAAUAUAGAAGAGCCUUUUGUUGUAGAUCCCCAAUGUAUUAUUAAUUCUUUUUUUUUUCAUUUGGGAACGAUUUAUUGCCCAUUUUUACCAACAUCAAUGCCAAUGGAAGGAGGAAAUAGAAGCAAUUCUUCUGUAUCUAAAUUUUCAUGGAAUGAAAAUGGUUUAUCAGCUGUAAAUUAUACCCCAAAUCCAACAAUCCGCUGUAUGAAUCAGCAGAACUUUGGUUGGCUCACGAGUUUUUAUGAAACAACGCCAAAUUAUCCCCCAAGGUAAAGUAAAUCA